Molecule: messenger RNA, 1524 nt
Organism: Gastrolobium bilobum
Lineage: Eukaryota; Viridiplantae; Streptophyta; Magnoliopsida; Fabales; Fabaceae
Product: U-box domain-containing protein 8-like
Exons: 1
Coding region: 172-1275 (367 amino acids)
Biological process (GO): protein ubiquitination
Cellular component (GO): nucleus; cytoplasm
Molecular function (GO): protein binding; ubiquitin-protein transferase activity
Source: RefSeq, a predicted model, not a curated record
CCCUAUCUACUCGAAAAACCUCAUAAACCCCUUUGUCUGACUCUAACACAUACAAAAACUUCAACCUUGAAGUUGAAGCUGCUCUUGUUUUCAGUCAUAUAUAUAUUUAUAUACACACACAGAGAGAGAGAGAGAGAGAGAGAGAGAGAGAGGGUUUGUUUCAACGAGGAAAUGGCGAUUCAUCUUCCGGAUUACUUCAAAUGUCCAAUCUCUCUAGAAAUAAUGUCCGACCCGGUUAUUCUCUCUUCGGGUCACACCUUCGACCGUUCCUCAAUCCAACGGUGGUUAGACGCCGGUCACCGGACAUGUCCAAUUACCAAACUACCCCUCUCAGACAACUCCUCUCUCGUCCCAAACCACGCCCUCCGAAGCUUAAUCUCCAACUACACACUCCUCUCCCCUCUCCACCAGAAAAUUUCCCAACCCCAAACCCUAAUUUCCACCCUCACCUCUCAAUCCUCAACCGCCGAUUCCAAAACCGAAUCGCUCCGCCAACUCACCCGCCUCUCCAAGCGCGACUCCGCCUUCCGCCGCCGCCUCGCAGACUCCGGCGCCGUCUCCGCCGUCCUCUCCUGCGUCGACUCCGGCGAACCCGCGCUGCAGGAGAAGGCCCUCUCCCUUCUCCUCAACCUCAGCCUCGACGACGACAACAAGGUCGGCCUCGUCGCCGAGGGCGUCAUAGCCCGCGUCGUGGCUGUCCUCCGCCGCGGCGCAUCGCCGGAUUGCCGCGCGCUUGCCGCGACGGUGAUCACGAGCCUCGCAGUUGUGGAGGUGAACAAGGCCACGAUCGGCGCGUACCCGGAGGCGAUGGAAGCACUGGUGGCGAUUCUCCGGGAUGGUAAAGGAAGGGAGAGGAAAGAAGCUGCGACGGCACUUUACGCGGUGUGCUCUUUCCCGGAUAACCGGCGGAGAGCGGUGGAUUGCGGCGCGGUGCCGAUUUUGCUGAGGAAUGUUGAUUCUGGGCUUGAGAGGGGUGUUGAGGUUAUUGGUGUUUUGGCUAAGUGUAAAGAAGGAAGAGAGCAAAUGGAAGGUUAUGAUGGGUGUGUGAAGAUUCUAGCUCGGGUUUUGAGGGAUGGGAGUUCAAGGGGGAUUCAGUAUGCACUGUUGGCACUCAAUUCACUUUGUUUUUAUAGUCAGGAAAUGGUUUUGAUUGCGCUGGAAGAAGGGGUUUUGGAGAUUGCUGUUGGGUUGUUGGAGGAUGAUAAUGAGAAAGUGAGGAGAAAUUCGUCUAAUUUGAUUCGUGUUCUAAGGGGAAACCACAAUCGUUUAAGUUGAUUAUGGAAAGCUUAAGUUUUGAUAACAAUAAGAUUUGAAGAUUUGAUUUUUGUCCUCUGUGGAGGUGAGUUGUGUUUUUUUUUUUUUUUUUUUUUUUUGUGUUUAUUGAUUCUGCCUUGUUGGGUGGAUCCUCUGUACAAAAUGGAAAGAUCAAAUUUUUGUUGUGAAUGUGAUAGGGUUCUUUUGUAUCUUGUAUAUUAUUGAAUAAUGAUGAUGGCUGGCUCUCUGUUGUUAGCCUAGCUGUUUAUA